Talaromyces rugulosus is the source of this 771-nucleotide messenger RNA. RefSeq lists its product as uncharacterized. Gene Ontology annotation, biological process: L-histidine biosynthetic process; L-tryptophan biosynthetic process. The coding region runs from base 1 to 771 and encodes 256 amino acids. Gene Ontology annotation, cellular component: cytoplasm. The transcript is spliced from 3 exons. NCBI's taxonomy places the organism in Eukaryota, Fungi, Ascomycota, Eurotiomycetes, Eurotiales, Trichocomaceae. Gene Ontology annotation, molecular function: 1-(5-phosphoribosyl)-5-[(5-phosphoribosylamino)methylideneamino]imidazole-4-carboxamide isomerase activity. The record is from RefSeq and is a predicted model, not a curated record.
AUGACAAAAUUCCGUCCAUGCAUUGACCUCCACUCUGGUCAAGUCAAGCAAAUAGUAGGCGGAACAUUGAGUUCUGUGGCCGGUGAUCUGAAAACAAACUAUGUCUCCAAACUGCCCGCAACCCAUUAUGCCAAUCUAUACAAGGAAAACGAUCUUCGCGGGGGUCAUGUGGUGAUGCUUGGAAAGGGAAACACUGAAGCUGCUGAUGAGGCCUUGCGGACGUGGCCUGGUGGUUUGCAAGUUGCUGGGGGGAUCAAUGAUCAAAACGCCCAGGAUUGGAUUCGGCGAGGCGCAGAAAAGGUCAUCAUUACAUCCUUUCUCUUCCCAGAAGGCAAAUUCUCUCUCGACCGCCUCAAAUCUGUCCUAUCCUCGUUGGGAAACGACACGUCAAAGCUAGUACUGGACCUGAGCUGUCGACGAAAAGACCAGACCUGGUUUGUUGCCAUGGAUCGCUGGCAGACCAUCACUGAGAUGGAAAUCACACAGGAGUCAAUAUCCAUGCUCGAGCCCUAUUGCUCCGAAUUCCUAAUCCACGCCGCAGACGUCGAGGGCCUGCAGCAAGGCGUCGACGAAGAACUAGUAUCAAAACUUGCCCAGUGGUGCUCGAUCCCGGUGACAUAUGCUGGCGGCGCAAGACACCUGCAAGACCUUGAGAAGGUGCAUGCGAGCAGCGGCGGCAAAGUCGAUUUGACGAUAGGAAGCGCAUUGGAUAUUUUUGGAGGCGAGGGUGUUACUUUUGAGGAAUGUGUGCGGUGGAAUAAGAGUCAUUGA